CCGAAAUAAUUAAUGGUGAUGAAAUGAAUAAUUGUAAUAAACAAAAAAUGAUUGAAUCAUCACCAGUGGCUAAAAAAACCAGUGCCUGUAUUUAUCAUAAUCCAUGUUUGGAUGGUAAUAAUAUGAUGAUGAAUGAUGUUAAUGGCGUCAAUGUUGGUAGUAAUAAUUGUCUUGAAGAUGAUCAUUGUUCACAAGAAAUAAUCAAAUUGAUUAAAGAAUCAUUAAACUAUGAAACCGGUGAUCAUCAUACAUUCAUUGUAUUCGGUGCAUCUGGUGAUUUGGCAACGAAAAAAAUUUAUCCAACACUUUGGGCAUUAUAUCGUGAUGAAUUGAUGCCAUUGAAAACUGGUAUCGUUGGCUAUGCAAGAUCAUCAAUGACCGUACAAAAAUUAUAUGAACAUAUUGGACGACAUAUAAAAUUACGUGAUGAAGAUGAACGUGAAUUAUUUCAACAAUUUUUAUUACACAAUUUCUAUGUACAAGGCGAAUAUGAUGAUGAUAAUGGUUUUAUUAAAUUAAUGAAACGUGUCCAAGAAUUAGAGGAUAAUGAUAAUGGAUUACAUGCUAAUCGUCUUUUCUAUUUGGCAUUGCCGCCAAAUAUAUUUGAAUCAACAACAAAAUUGAUCAAACAACAUUGUUGGAAUACCAAAGGAUGGAAACGUAUUAUAAUUGAAAAACCAUUUGGACAUGAUUAUGAUUCAUCACAACAAUUAUCACGUCAUUUACAAUCAUUAUAUGAUGAAGAUGAAAUUUAUCGUAUCGAUCAUUAUCUUGGCAAAGAAAUGGUACAAAAUCUAAUGGUAUUACGAUUUGGUAAUCGUAUUUUUGCACCAAUUUGGAAUCAUGAACAUAUAUCUAGUAUACAGGUUACAUUCAAAGAACCAUUUGGCACUAUGGGACGUGGUGGUUAUUUUGAUCGUUUCGGUAUUAUCCGUGAUGUGAUGCAAAAUCAUUUGCUACAGAUACUAUGUUUAGUUGCAAUGGAAAAACCAGUAUCGACUAAUGCCGAAGAUAUUCGUGAUGAAAAAGUAAAAGUUUUACGUGCAAUGCGUACACUUUCAUCGGAUGAUAUUGUAUUAGGCCAAUAUAUUGGUAAUCCAAAAUUAGAUGGUGAAGGCAGAUUAUCAUAUCGUGAUGAUCCAACCGUACCAAAUGAAUCAUUAACAGCAACAUUUGCAUUAGCACGUUGUCAAAUUAAUAAUGAACGUUGGGAUGGUGUACCAUUUUUCUUACGUUGUGGUAAAGCAUUGAAUGAACGUAAAGCUGAAAUUCGUAUACAAUUUCGUGAUGUUCCUGGUAAUAUAUUUCAUGGCCAAUGUACUCGUAAUGAAUUGGUUAUUCGUAUACAACCAAAUGAAGCUGUCUAUAUUAAAUUUAUGACCAAAGAACCUGGAAUGACAUUUCGUUUAUCUGAAACAGAAUUGGAUUUAACCUAUCAGAAUCGUUAUAAAGAUUCUCGAUUACCUGAUGCAUAUGAACGUUUAUUGAUGGAUGUUUUUGGUGGAUCACAGAUGCAUUUUGUACGUUCAGAUGAAUUAUCUGAAGCAUGGCGUAUAUUUACACCAUUAUUACAUGAAAUUGAAAUGAAAAAAAUUGUACCAGCACCAUAUUAUUAUGGUACACGUGGCUGUAAACAGGCAGAUGAUUUUUGUGUAGCCAAUGGUUUCAAAUUCUAUGGCACAUAUACAUGGCCACAAUCAUCACGAUCUUCGUCAUCGACAACAAAAACAAAAAAAACUUCAAAUAUUAAAACAAAUGAUGUUGAUGAUGAUGAUGAUUUGAAUAAACAAAAUGGAAAUUAAUAUGUUGAAAAAUAUUUCAAAAAUUUAACAAAAAAAAAAGAUAAAAUUGAAAAUUUCCAUUGCCAAAGCAUUGUUCAUAAUUGCAUUCUACUACUCUGAUAUACAUUAUUGAUUUCUUAAGAAAAACAGAGAUGAUGAAAAACAUUGAAAUAAAUUUUUAUAAUCAUUUAUUGUUCAAUAUA
Dermatophagoides farinae (American house dust mite) is the source of this 1984-nucleotide messenger RNA. The record is from RefSeq and is a predicted model, not a curated record. NCBI's taxonomy places the organism in Eukaryota, Metazoa, Arthropoda, Arachnida, Sarcoptiformes, Pyroglyphidae.